Molecule: messenger RNA, 783 nt
Organism: Exophiala dermatitidis NIH/UT8656
Lineage: Eukaryota; Fungi; Ascomycota; Eurotiomycetes; Chaetothyriales; Herpotrichiellaceae
Exons: 1
Coding region: 1-783 (260 amino acids)
Molecular function (GO): ferrous iron binding; oxidoreductase activity, acting on single donors with incorporation of molecular oxygen; zinc ion binding
Source: RefSeq, a predicted model, not a curated record
AUGUACAAAAAAGACCAUCCAGUAUACCCGCAACUCCAAGCAAUAGGUCGAAAAAUCACUGAAAAGAUCAAACCGGCGGCCGUCGUGGUCUUUUCGGCACACUGGCAAGCCGAACGGCCCAACACGAUUGAAGUCAACGUUGCCGAGGAGGAGCCUUUGAUCUACGACUUUUACGGCUUCCCGCGACACUACUACUCGGAAAAAUUCCCCAACAAGGGAUCGCCGGAGCUGGCGAGGAAAGUUAUUUCUUUGUUGAAUGAGAACGGGAUCAAGACGCAGGAGGCAGAGAGGGGAUUGGACCAUGGCGUCUUUGUGCCUUUUAAAGUCAUGUUCGACCCGAAGGAGAACCCGCUCACCGUCCCGAUCGUGCAGGUCAGUCUGUUUGACGACGAUACAGAUGCCGGGGCACACAUUCGGCUGGGGCGGGCGGUGCAGAAGCUGCGCGAUCAAAAUGUCUUGGUUAUAGGCAGUGGCAUGUCGGUGCACAAUCUAAGACAUUACAUGAUGGUCAUGGGGACGGGUCAGACCAUGCCAUAUGCGCCGACGUUCGAUAAUGCGCUCAAGGAGGCUGUGGAGACACCGCCGGGCGAGAAGAGAGACGAAAAGAUGAUCAAGUUGCUCACCCGUCCGGAUGCCAGACAGGCUCAUCCUACUUUUGAGCAUUUGUUGCCUAUUCAUAUUGCUGUUGGUGCUGCUGGUCCAGAUCCCGGAAAGCAGCUGUGGACACUGGCUGAAGGUAGUAUGGGUUGGGCCCAGUAUAAGUUUGAACAGGAGGAAAGCUAG